Messenger RNA from Perca fluviatilis (European perch), 2704 nucleotides. RefSeq names its product serpin peptidase inhibitor, clade H (heat shock protein 47), member 1b (gene serpinh1b). Gene Ontology annotation, cellular component: endoplasmic reticulum. Gene Ontology annotation, biological process: negative regulation of endopeptidase activity; collagen fibril organization. The record is from RefSeq and is a predicted model, not a curated record. NCBI's taxonomy places the organism in Eukaryota, Metazoa, Chordata, Actinopteri, Perciformes, Percidae. The transcript is spliced from 7 exons. Bases 917 to 2134 code for a protein of 405 amino acids. Gene Ontology annotation, molecular function: serine-type endopeptidase inhibitor activity.
UUCCUGAGGAACCAUAUACACCCUCAUCUGAAUAUCCCAUUCCCCCUUCUAGAAAGUUCUCUCUAGAACGAUAUAAAGAGCAGGAGAGUUUGUCACAGUUACACUUUCCACAGGAGGACACAACCGAGAGGAGAAACCCAGCAAAUCCUGCGCAAGGUAAGGACUAGAAGAUAACCAUCUUUGCUUUCAGGGAGGAAUGCAUAGUGAGAAUGUGGUGCUUUGUUAUUUAUGGUUUAAAGAUACAGUGCAUAAUUUUCCCCAUUUUAACCCAUUUUAACCCAUACUCUCUAAAUCUCAUCUCCCUCUCUGGCUGUUUGACCUGCACACAGAAUAUUAUAGUUUAUCUUUUGUAAAGAAGUAAAUUAAUCUUUGGCAUAGCUUAAAUGUUUCACAACUUAUCCCAGCAUGAUGUUACUAAAGCUGUUUGUGUCUUGCAUGCACUUUGUUGCAGUCUAUCUAAAUGAAUUAGGUGCAAUAAAAUGAAGGAAAGUACUGUGUAUGCACCCAAUCUGUCUUUUUUUUUUUUAACUAAAAUCCAUCACUAUUUGAUGAAGAGAGGUUCAAAUCUGUCCUCGAGAAAUACUGUAGGUGCUGCUGGUUUGUGGCACAGCUGACUGGAUGAAAAUGAUUAUCUGGGUCAAAUAGAGACAAUGGAAAACAUGUAUGUGUCUGAUUGAGGGGAAGUGAUGACUAACUUGUAUAAUAACAUAACUUUAACUUAAAUGUUUUAGUAUAAAAGGCUGGAAACUAGGAUAUUAAAUGAAUAAAAAACACAGAAUGUCUCCACCAGAGCCUGUAUCCUGUUUUACUGUCUGCUCUAUAUAGAUUACUACAUACACCUCUUGUCUUUCAGAAUGAAAAUGGCAGACAUGAAAACAUCUCAAGGCUGUGACAGCUGCUUUUCGAGACAGACAGGAUGCGGAUGACUAACGUUGUAGCUCUUUGUCUGCUGGCCCUCGUGGCCUCAGCAGAGGACAAAAAGCUGAGCAGCCAUGCCACCACGCUGGCUGAUAACAGCGCAAAUCUGGCCUUCAGCCUCUACCACAACAUGGCGAAAGAGAAAGACACUGAAAACAUCCUCAUCUCUCCUGUGGUGGUGGCUUCCUCUCUGGGCAUGGUGGCUCUUGGUGGCAAGGCCUCCACUGCCUCGCAGGUCAAAACCGUCCUCAGUGCUGAAAAACUGAGGGAUGAGCAUCUGCAUGCAGGCCUGUCGGAGCUGCUCUCCGAGCUGAGCAACGCCAAGACACGCAACACUACUUGGAAGAUCAACAACCGUCUCUACGGCCCCAGCUCAGUCUCCUUUGCUGAUGAUUUUGUGAAAAACAGCAAGAAGCACUACAAUUACGACCAUUCAAAAAUAAACUUCAGAGACAAGAGGAGUGCAGUCAACUCCAUCAACGAGUGGGCAUCCAAGUCCACAGAUGGCAAGCUGCCUGAGGUCACCAAGGAUGUGCAGAACCCAGAUGGAGCCAUGAUUGUCAACGCUAUGUUUUUCAAGCCUCACUGGGAUGAGAAAUUCAGUGCUGAAAUGGUGGACAUGCGUACUUUCCUGGUAAGCCGUUCAUUCACCAUUGGAAUUUCCAUGAUGCAUCGUACAGGUCUGUAUGACUUCUACGAGGACAAAGAAAACAAAUUAUUUGUGCUGGACAUGCCUCUGGGCCAGAAGCAGGCCUCUAUGAUCCUUAUCAUGCCCUACCACCUGGAGCCCCUGGAACGCCUGGAGAAACUUCUGACCAGGAAGCAGGUGGACACCUGGAUCAGCAAGCUGGAGAAAAAGGCAGUGGCCAUUGCCCUCCCCAAAAUCGAAUUGGAAGCCAGCCACAACCUGCAGAAACAUCUGGCUGAGCUCGGCCUGACCGAGGCCGUUGACAAAGCCAAGGCUGACUUGUCCAACAUCUCUGGAAAGAAGGACCUCUACCUGUCCAAUGUCUUCCACGCGUCAGCCUUGGAGCUGGACACGGCUGGAAACCCGUGCGACACCAGCAUCUAUGGCACCGACAAGCUGAGGAACCCCACACUUUUCUACGCAGAUCACCCCUUCAUUUUCUUAGUGAAGGACAACAAGACCAACUCCAUCCUGUACAUCGGCAGAGUUGUUAGACCCAAAGGAGACAAGAUGCGUGAUGAGCUAUAAUGUUAAUGUUGUGAAUUGUGGUGGAUGGCUCUGACUGUUACCUCAAGAGCACAUUCCAAUAGGAAAACUGUGGACUGAGUACCUAAGCUUACUAUUACCAUAUAAUUACACUAUACAUUCCCAGGGAACAUUCUAUAAACGUGUUGGGUCUCACCCUUUAGCCAUUUUGCAAUUAAUCAUUUUCUUCUUUGAGAUAAACAAACGGCAGACAACAUGCUUAUAUUAAGUACGUUUGCUUUACACAUUGUUUUUCGAAGAUCUGUGUGCAUUUUCUUGCAUCAUCUUUAAUGUUUAAAGUAAAAAAGAUCUUUGCACGUUUGUUUUACAGCUCUGUCUCACUUCUUUCCUCCAUGCUCUCUGUGUUUUUAAAUUUUGCCUCCAGUCUGCACUGAAUUGUUCCCCUGCUUGAGCUGAAUAUGCAGAGGAAAGGUGGAGGAAGUGUGGUGCCUAAUUCAUUUGCCAACCAUACUGUGCCAUUUUGUUGCUGCAGGUAGUUUCCACAAAGAAGCUGUUGGAAUUGUGUGAUUAUGUAAUGAUGUGUUGAUUUUUCAAUAAAAAUAACAAAGAGGA